Messenger RNA from Microstroma glucosiphilum, 723 nucleotides. RefSeq lists its product as hypothetical. The transcript is spliced from 3 exons. Bases 151 to 399 code for a protein of 82 amino acids. Lineage: Eukaryota; Fungi; Basidiomycota; Exobasidiomycetes; Microstromatales; Microstromataceae. The record is from RefSeq and is a predicted model, not a curated record.
CUUCCCCCUGGCCCCCACCGGUCUAUACUCGAGGAGCGGAGCCGAAUUCGCGCCCGCCUCGCUGCUCACUCACCCUACGCAGUGACAUCCUUUCCGUUGCUCGUCUACCCUCUCCGCAUCCCCCACAUCACCCCCGCUCACUAUUCCAACAUGGGCGCAGGACCUCGCUACCCAUACCCAAAGGAAGUCUUCAGUCCGGCAGGAGGAUGGUGGUCAAGGCCUCACAACUGGGUCUCCAACACAGCAGUGUGCGCAGUAGGAAUCGUAGCAGCUACAUAUGGAAUCUGGUCAUACUCGGCUGACAGAGAGUGGCGACACAAGGCUCCUACAAAGUGGAUCCCUAGCAUGAUGUGGGCAAGGCAAUUCAAGGAGGGAGAGCUCGGCAUCAAGGAGCCCUGAGAGGCAAGAGUCUCGGAGGAAUCUUUCUUGGGCAAUACAGAUACACUUCACAUCACUUGCAUUGAGGUGUGAGGACGUGGAGACAUUGGGAUGCGGAGAAAGAGGAGUCGCGAAGUCAUGGGCCUUGGUGGAUCAUCUUUCAUUGCUUUCUGCGUUGCAGUGAGUAGUCAGUCUUGCCCUUUGGGAAGCGGUUUGUUUUAAACGGCGGUAGGACGGCCGCACUCGAGGCCGGAUCGUGCCAGCUCCUUGACUCCCGAUCUGUGGAUGACCUCUGAUGCUUUGGAGAGGGCGAGGGUUGGAGUAGGUAAGAAAGGAUAUAUCACU